Carica papaya (papaya) is the source of this 1785-nucleotide messenger RNA. RefSeq names its product transmembrane protein, putative (DUF679). Gene Ontology annotation, biological process: endomembrane system organization. Lineage: Eukaryota; Viridiplantae; Streptophyta; Magnoliopsida; Brassicales; Caricaceae. The record is from RefSeq and is a predicted model, not a curated record.
AUCAAUAUAACAAGAAAGAAAAAGGGAAAUUUACAGGUUUUAUGUGAUGGAGAUUAAGGUACAUACCGAAGACUUUCGUCAUCACAGUGAAGAGAAACAGCCUCUCAUGCAAGAUAUACCCAUUCCUGAUACAGAAAGGAAGAACUUGGUACAGAGAGCAAUCUGUGAGACAUUCAAAAGCACAGCUCAUUUGGCUAAUCUUUUACCUACAGGAUCAGUUCUUGCUUUCCAACUUCUGUCACCCAUCUUCACAAACUUAGGAAAUUGUGAUCAAGUCAGCCAAUAUAUGACUGCUGGGCUUGUAGCUCUUUGUGGGUUAUCAUGUUUCCUUUUGAGCUUCACAGACAGCUUUAAAGACAAUAAUGGAAAUGUCUUUUAUGGGUUCGCCACACUGCGAGGCUUGUGGAUCAUUGAUGGAUCAGCUUCUCUUCCACCUGAACUUGCUGCAAAGUACCAGCUGCGUUUUAUAGAUUUCAUGCAUGCUUUCAUGUCAGUACUGGUUUUUGCAGCUGUAGCACUGUUUGAUCAGAAUGUGAUAAGUUGCUUCUAUCCGACACCAACAGUUGAGACCCAGGAGGUCCUCACUUCACUUCCUGUUGGAAUAGGUGUCAUAUGCAGUAUGUUAUUCGUCGUCUUCCCCACCCAGCGCCAUGGAAUUGGCUUUCCUGUAACUGCAAGUUAAUGUUCUUUUCCUCUUUGUCCACACCAGGUGUAAAUUUCUCACAGUUAUAAAAUGCAGAAAAUCACCACUUAGUAAGAACACUUGGCAAAGGUUCAUUGAAAAGACACCUUCAAACUAUUUGGAGAAAGAAACUCUACUUUUAUGAUUACAUGUCAUUUGGUUCAUCUAAAGCAAAUACAUUUAAGUACACCAGUUGCAGAACUUAGAGAAAUUAGUUGCAGGAAUUUAGAGAAACUACCCACUAAAGACUAGGUGGUUUAAAAUACAGAAAUACAUAAAAGUCAGGAAAUUUAUGGUUUAAGAUACUGAUAUAUAAAUACAGACAGAUCAUGUAGACUUCAAAUCUUUUCUUCCCUUGCAGCCUUGUGUAGAACACCAGUACACUGUGGCCACUGAAUGGAAGACUCUAAUGCCUUCCCCAGUUUUCUGUCACCAAAACCCUUUAGGUCAUUGAGGAACCAAAAAGAUUUCCUCUUGCUUCUUCAUUUUACUUACAGCUUUUCAUAAAGUUGUAGACAAUAAAAAGAACAGCACAGAGAGAGAUCCAGGUAAACAGAUUUCCAUUCUUCGCAUGAUCUUGACACUGUUUAGGAGCAGGUAUUUGUACAUUCUUAGAUUCAACUUCCUAACUGUUUCUGUUUCCUCACUUAUCGUCCUAAUUUUGUACACUUAGAUUUCUGUUUCCUAAGUUUCAAACAUCUACAAAUGUAUGAAAACCCGAGGAAUUUUCCCAAGUGGCUUGUGAAGCCUUCCAUAUCUUGUCACUGAACCAGGAAUUACACCACUGGUUUUUUUGUCGUUUGAUGAGUUGUCGGUCUGAAAGGGAAUCCUUUGAUUCUCAUAAACUGGUUCUUCUUGUAAUGGUACUUGAGGGGGUGCUUUCUUUAGCUGUGAAUGACAAAAAGUACAAAAACUUACCAGCGAAGCAUGAGCGUUUAAGUGGUUAUCUGCUUUAUUGUCAUCACCAACAUCACUAAUCAAUCACCACUUAUAUACGGCAUACUCUACUUGUUCAAACAUUUUGUCAUUUAAGAAAAUUACACCUUUUUUGCCAUUGUGUUCAUGGUGUUUUGUUUUAAUUUCUCAUAAAAUGUUUCUUGCAU